UGUGUCUGUUUAGAUUCGAUCUGAAGACCGUAGACCGUAGACCAUAGCAGUGGAACCACCAACACAACCACCGGCUAAGAGGCAAAAGCCUGCAGUAUCUUGCUGCUAUAGCGCACUACUGGUAAUCGUUCCGAUCGACGAAGUGCAGUCCCCGUCGAAGUCACAGACACCGUCACCAGCGAACGAGUCACAUUCGUCGCGAUUCAAACAAAACGUCAGCGCGGACCAGAGCGGCUCAUAGACAUCGAACGGAGUGCGAUCGUAGCGGUUCGUUCGUGGUUCGGCUCGCGACUGGCAAGUCGCUCAGGGUUUCCGAAAUUUUGCAAGGGUCGAGCCGGUCGGCUAGAAAACAUCCUUGCCCCGGGAAUAUUUACCUAGUCGCAAGCGAAAAAAAGCCCAAGGUGCGCAGACCCAUACAGAGCGGAAUGUGCCUUUAUCAAAAUCUCGACGAACGAGUAAGUGCGCAAUUUGUGAACACAGCCGAAAAUAACAAAAUGUGAAUGGGCGAGAACGGGGCGUAAAACUAGACUGAUAUCCGCCGAGUCGGAAACGGGGCCCUACGGGGCAAGUGACUGAACCCGCCUGAUAGCAGAAAGCCCAAAAUGAACACCUUCAAGCGCGGAUUCUUCUGCUCGGACCUGAGCAUCCGAUACCCGUACCGGGAGUGCACCAUCACGGUUCCGAUGCUGCUGCUGAUGAUGCUCCUGCUGCCGAUGCUCUUCCUAGCCGUGGCGGAGAUCAUGCGCAUUUGCAAGCGAUUCCGCACCCGGCUUUACCUGCGCAACCUGUGGCGUGCCGAGGCCACCUUUAGCUUCGGCUUCAUCGCCACCUACCUGACCACGGAGCUGGCGAAGCAUGCAGUAGGGCGGCUGCGACCCCACUUCUUCCACGCCUGCCAGCCGCGCCUGGACGACGGCAGCAGCUGCGCGGACGCCCACAACGUAGACCUGUACGUAGAGCAGUUCCACUGCUCCAACCGCGACCUCUCCGCUCUCCAGAUCCGGGAGUUACACGUCAGCUUCCCCAGCGCCCAUAGCAGCCUCAGCUUCUACUCGAUGUUCCUGCUUGCUCUGUAUGUGGACGGGGCAUGGCGCGGCCGGGGCGGAGUGCGAGUGCUUCGCCACCUGCUGCAAUUUGUGCUUCUGAUGGCAGCGCUAUGCGUGUCUCUCAGCCGGGUAGCCGACUAUUGGCACCACUGGAGCGACGUUUUGGCCGGUGCCCUGCUGGGCGUCGCUUAUGCCACCAUAACGGCUGUAUACGUGGGUGACCUGCUUCGCCGACGACACCGCACAAGGCAGUCAGCGCUCGGUUUUAGCCACCACCUGCACCACCACCACCACCAGCUAAUGGCGGACAAGAACGCCGGCGCCUCGGCCAAGGUGCACUUCCUGGGAGCAAACGCCACCUCGAUGACCACCAGCACUCCUUUGGACGACCUUCACAGCCGGGACUCGGAGGCGGAAGAUUCCAACGCGUCCGACCAUUCCCAUGACUCCCGGGACUCCCGUGACGGGGAUGAGGACGAUGACGACGUCGACAUGUACAAGCUGCCCGCGUCCCGGCCACCUUCCCAGAGCGAUCUCUCCCACGUCGUGUGAGGCAGCUGGAAUAAUGGCUUAGGCGGGAUCGACUGAGGGGCUUAUCGGCCUGCCGGCUGCUAUUUCGACUAUUUUUCCAUUUAGAAAUCGAAGCAAACAGAAAAAUGUGAUAAGCGAGAGGCACACUCUCUACCUGGUACUGCUCUCCCCUCCCCACCCGGCGAUUUACGAAAUGCAAUGCGAGAGGUUGUGCAACGUCCGCGGCUCAGUUGGAUCGCUCGGACACCACCACAGUGGGCUAAUCACGGAAUCCGUCUUCGAAAAGCGUUUUUGGCCCCACACCCACGGCUGGGUACCUGCGGGCCACAGGAGGCCCACCAGGCGCUGUAUAUGGGCGGUAUCGCUACUGGUAUCCGUUUGCACCCUCGCCGCCCGCCACCCGCUGUCCCCCGCUUUUUGUUUGUAAACAAUGGCGCUGUCACGUCGCACGCUUUUGAAGUGGGCAGCUCGCCAACGUAAAGCGUUGCCUCAAAUCAGCUGCGACAAUCUCUUAGCAGUGAUGCCGACUGCCAACUGGACAGUCCGUCCGACUGUCGACCGUUCGGCGGCUGCUCAGUUUUCUGUUACUGGCAGAUAGGGGAUUGCACCAACCAAUGCUGGAACGCACACGAGGAUUCCUGCGAGGCGCGAGAUUUAUGAACAAAUCAAUUAUGUCGUGUCUAUUAUUAUUAUUGGUUUUAUGUUAAUAAUGUUUGGUUACCGACAGAUUUUGAGGCUUAAUCCAAGUGUUUGCUUAAUAAAUAUUUGUUGUCCAAGUGA
Drosophila ananassae is the source of this 2357-nucleotide messenger RNA. RefSeq names its product putative phosphatidate phosphatase. NCBI's taxonomy places the organism in Eukaryota, Metazoa, Arthropoda, Insecta, Diptera, Drosophilidae. Bases 603 to 1598 code for a protein of 331 amino acids. The transcript has a single exon. Gene Ontology annotation, biological process: phospholipid metabolic process; phospholipid dephosphorylation; signal transduction. Gene Ontology annotation, molecular function: phosphatidate phosphatase activity. The record is from RefSeq and is a predicted model, not a curated record.